Notolabrus celidotus (New Zealand spotty) is the source of this 4044-nucleotide messenger RNA. RefSeq names its product zinc finger and BTB domain containing 24 (gene zbtb24). Bases 774 to 2870 code for a protein of 698 amino acids. Lineage: Eukaryota; Metazoa; Chordata; Actinopteri; Labriformes; Labridae. Gene Ontology annotation, molecular function: protein binding. The transcript has 7 exons. The record is from RefSeq and is a predicted model, not a curated record. Gene Ontology annotation, cellular component: nucleus.
GUGUGGAUGUUGUGCCAUCUUGCCUGCAGUAGGGUACUCUUGGAGUUUGUUUUGUUGUUCUGUACUCCCCUUAUUUACACAGUCUAUGGUCCUCAAGUUAGGCAGGUAGGUGAAGAGCUUAAAAUAACCCAAGUAACGAGAUCAUUAUUUGAUUAGUAACGGUAAUGUAAUUACUAUAUGAGCAACAAUAACGCGUUACAUUACUGCGUUACAGACAAAUGUAAUCCUGUUACAGUAACGCGUUACUUUGUACCGCGUUACCCCCAACACUGUUCACUAGCCCGCGCCAGCUGGUAGAGCAGUUCCCACGGCAACCAAUGGACAUGAAAGCAGUGAAGGAGGAAAUUGCAGAAGAAGAGGACGAUGAUGUACCAGAUCUCGUGGAGAACUUCGAUGAAGCCUCAAAGAAUGAAGCAAACUGAUGAACCCUCUCUCCCCCCUCCUCCGUCAACCGUUUUAUUGUUUACCUCUUACGGACUCACAAAGGGCAUUUCCUCUUGUGGGGUUGUUAAAGGUGCAACGCAUCAUCUCCAGAGACAUGAAUCACUCCGGGUCAGGCUGUGAAAACAGCACAACAACAUGCAGAUACAGUGGGGUUUUGAUAUCUGUCAGCAUUGUGUCCAGGAUAUCACAGCUACGUCGCCUCCAUGCACGUGUAGAUCUAAUCUCGUCAGGACACCAACUCUCGCGAUAAGUUUGUCAACAUUCACGUCCUCGUCCAACGAAAGUAGAAGAUUUGCUUUCUCAGCAGAGGCGAUCGUUUCGCUGAGAUAAUGUCUCAGGAAUCAAAAACCAGGACUCCAUCUGUCAUGUCUCUUCAUUCAUCUUCACAUAUGCAGAGCAUCCUGAGCAAAUUCAACAAGCUCCGGGAAAAGGACCUUCUGUGUGACAUCACUCUAGUCGUGGAGGAUGUGCAUUUCAAGGCGCACAAAGCCCUGCUGGCAGCGAGCAGCAACUUCUUCUCCCUCAUGUUCACAACAGAAGAACAGAGGUCAGGUCAGUCUACCUACAGGAUGGAAGGUAUGGCAGCUGGGAUGUUUGCAGCUGUUCUGGAUUUCAUCUACAGCGCUCAGAUCUCUGUGGAGGAGGGCGCCACAGAGAAGCUUCUGGCCACAGCUCGUCUUAUGGAGGUCAACGACCUCGUCAUGGGGCUCGAUGAUCUCUUAUGCUCUGCUACAGCUGAGAAGGGACACAAACCGAAGGGGCCAGAUCUGCUAAAACGCAAAAGAGGACGACCAAAGAAAACCGUACAUGUGCCUGUAACAGAGCCUGAGGGGAGAGGUGAACCACAGGAGAACACAGAGGAGGUGCAGGAUGGAGGCGUGGACUGUGAUGAUGGAGUAACGGAGCCUAAAGACGAUGCCGAUUAUAACCCAGCAGAGCACAAGGGUCGACAGAGCAAACGUAAGAUCAAGCCGCCUGUAAAGUUUGAGAGCUACAAGGUGGGAGGGGACACACAAGAACAAAAAGAGCCUGGGAAGAGAGGCAGGACGAGGAAAUACCCCAAUGUUGAGGUUCCAUGUGAGGAGUGUGGCAAAGUGUUCAAAAACCCACACUUCCUGAAGAUUCACCAGAGGACUCACACAGGAGAGAAGCCUUUUCGCUGCUCGGUUUGUGGAAAGUGUUUCACGCAGAAGUACAGUCUACUGGUUCACCAGCGCAUGCACACUGGAGAGAGGCCGUUUGUCUGCACCAUCUGCUCGAAGGCGCUCUCCACCAAAAACUCCCUGCAAGAGCACAUGAACCUCCAUGAAAAGGAGAAAUCCUUCAGCUGUGAGAAAUGUGGGAAGACGUUCACUCAGAAGAGGCAGCUCAGAAGCCAUUACAAAGUUCACACAGGUAAAUCUCUGCCCGAAUGUGAUCUGUGUCAUCACAAGUUUUUGGACACGGCUCAGCUGAAGAAGCACCUGAGGAUUCACACAGGGGAGAAACCGUUCACUUGUGAGAUUUGUGGGAAGUGUUUUACAACCAAGAGCACACUGCAGACUCACAUCAGAAUCCACAAAGGAGAGAAACCGUACAACUGCAACAUCUGCAAGAAAUCCUUCUCAGACCCCAGCGCCAGACGUCGACACGUCGCCUCUCACUCAGGGAAGAAACCCUUCACCUGCUCCUUCUGCAGCCUCUCCUUCACCCGCCUCGACAACCUGAAAACACACACCAAAACCCACAACAAGGAAAGAGUGACAGACGCUUCAUCAGACGCAGCAGACACAGGAGCUGCAGCGCCCCAGGAGGAGGUGAAGAACCUCCUGCAGCUGCAGCCGUACCAGCUGCCCUCCUCCUCCGAGCAGGAGAUCCAGCUGGUAGUGACGGCAGACGUGGACAACAUUAACUUUGUGCCGGGUGAGAAUCAGGAGAUAAGCAUCAUCACUUCAGAGGGGGAGACAGCAGAAUCAGCCCACUCCAGACUCACCCUCCUCACCCAGUCGACGGGAAACAUCCAGAACGUUGCUCUGGUCACACAAGGCGGCGUGGUGGACCAGAACCCUCAGAUCCAGACUAUCAGCAUGCUGGAGGGUCAGGUGACGCACCAGCCGGAGCAGAUGCAUGUCAUCACGCUGAGUAAAGAAGCCAUGGAGCAUCUGCAGGCUCAUCAUGGACCCCCGCAGCCUCUUCAGGUCACACAGAGACCCGUCCAGCAGCUGCAGGUGAUGCAGCAGCCGAUCCAGCAGCUGGAGUCAUCGCAGGGACAGGCGGGGAGGGAACAGCACAACCAGGCCAUUCACAUCAGCAGCCAGAGCAGCCAGCCCAUCUCCAUCAGUCAGACCAGCCAGCAGAUCUCCAACCACCACAUCCAGGGGCAGACGUUCCAGAUCCAGGCCGGGACCGUGUCCUACCUGUACACCACCGGGCUGCAGGAGAGCUGAGAGAGAGCAGGGACUGAAAGGUGCCAGAUUCAGAGUGAAGAUGCUGCUACAGGGAAGGUUAAUGUGAUAAACUAUGAACAAAACUAUCAUAAGGAUGUUUUAGUUUCCAUCAGUGAACAUCGCUGGUUUCACUUCAUGUCAGCACCGUCGAUCUCAGAGUGGGGACUUUCUUAAACAAGUGACCGAGUAUCGUGAGCCCCCUCCACAUAUGAACCCUGACAUUGUUUAGAUAACUUCAGGACAUUCAGGCUCUCAUCUUUUCAUGACCUAGUUAUUCACCUCAGGACUUGAUUUACUCCCUUUGGUUUUGGUUACAGCUGGAUCACACAUGAAGGAGCAGCAGGAGGAGGAGUCUCCAGUAAUGACAGCUGUUUCUGUGUUUAUAUAUGUGUUUAUAUAUCAGGUCAGUUACAUAUCAUGAUAGAGUAUCAGGACCUUUCCAGAGCACAAACAUGACAGCACAAACAUGAUACUGAAAACUGAGGUGAGUCGUGAAGAGAAACUCAUGGUGGAUUAAGAUGAGAUAAGACAGUCUUUUAUUGCAUGAUGGGACAGGGUCUUAUCUUAUCUUGAUAGUGGGUCUAUGUUAAUGAUAUAAACAAAGAGUACGAGCUAGACCUGCUCUUCUUCAAAGCAUCUUGAGAUAAGAUUUGUUGAGAAGAUUGAUCAAUCAAAAUAAGACAUUUGUGGAAAUCACUGUUGCGUGGGGCUAAAAUGUUGAAAUGUAGAGUCGGUGCUGCACUGGAGUGUGUACAGAAUAACGACCUUCAUGGAUGAAAUUCUCUGGAAAAAGAAUCCCUUUUGAAAUAAAAACAAGACAAACAAUCACCAGAGUUUAUCUUAGCUUUUAAUAUUAGCAUGAUUUACUGACAUGCAGCUGCAAACACAGUAAAUCAUUCAGAUUUAUCAUUCACUCACAUUCAGCUGUGAGUAAAGACGCAGAGUGCUCUGCAUGUCAGACAGCAGCUGACUUGUUAAACACGUCUGUGUUGCUGAGUAGAAACCAGUGGGUUGAAUCUCACAGGUUGGGUAGAGUCGUCCCAGCGGUCAGGAGACGCAGGCGAGACGGAUCCUGAGAAAAACAGCAGAGACUGAGCGGGAUGAUUGUGUUCCUGUUAGAGAGCAGAACUGUUAACUGUAUAACAUGAUAACAUAAACACAGACGGAUGUGAAA